AUGGCUCAACAACAUGGAGAAGUUUUUGAUGCUACUCAGUGCCCUGACAAGUGGAAGGUCAACUUUGCAGUCUUUUAUCUGAAAGGACAAGCUGAUCUAUGGUGGAAAACUGCAAAGGAGAUGCAUGAUCAACCGGGAUUUGGUUGGGAAAAGUUGAAAGAAGCUAUGAGAAGACAGUUUUAUCCCCCGUCCCUGCAACUGCAAAUGGAGUCUGAAUUUAUCCAUCUGAAACAAAGGAGCAUGUCUGUAUUGGAGUAUGCCGUAAAGUUUAAUGAGUUGGCUCGAUUCGCUCCUGACUUGGUAACUACUGAUCGACAGAGGAUGAACCGCUUCGAAGGAGGUCUAAACCUUGAUAUCCAAGUAAAGUUGGCAGCACACAUGAGUAGCUCAUACCAAGAGCUAUAUGAUAGAGCUAUAAAUGUUGAGAGAAAAACGAAGCUGCAAAAGGAGGUAUAUGAGAAUGGGAAGAGAAAGGGGAACUCUCAGGGAGGCCAACCAAGCAAUGCUUUCAAAUGGCAGAACACGGGGUACAUGGGGAACAACAAUGGUCAGAAACAAGUUCCUCGUUGCAACAAGUGUAAUAAGUUGGGCCAUAUAGCAAGAGAAUGUCGAUGGGGAAGCGAUCAAUGUUACCGUUGUGGUAAGCCAGGCCAUGUAAUUAAGAAUUGCCCUCUUGGUGAUCGUGGAAUUGGAAAUGUCACCAACCGUGUCCCAGUGGGAGAUCAAAGAGUUAUGCAGAAUUCUGGUUAUGGUGGCAACACCAGCAACAACAGCAACAGAUACCCUCCCAGAGGACCUCCUCAAGCUGGAAGAGUGUUCAUGAUGCAAAGAGAGGAAGCUGAGGCUGAUGACACCGUCAUUACCGGUACCUUUCCUGUUAACUCUAUACCGGCUUAUGUUUUAUUUGACUCUGGAGCUUCUCAUUCAUUUAUAUCUACGUCAUUUGCUAAAAGAUUAAAAGCUAAAUCAUGUCCUGAAUUCUCAUCCAUGUUUAUCACCUUUCCAAAUGGUGAAUCUGUUCCAUGUAAAAUCCUAUAUAGGGAUUGUCCUAUCCUCAUAGAGAAGUGUGAAUUCCUCGUGGACUUAGUCCAGUUUGACCUGACCGACUUUGAUGUGAUUUUGGGAUGGAUUGGUUGUCUAAGUAUAAAGCCGACAUUAACUGCCUUGAUCAUGAGGUUUCCCUUAGAAGACCAGAUGGAUGUAAAGUUUCCUAUCAAAGAAGAAAAGCCAAGCCCGAAACCAUCUCUUCUGCGAAGGCUUUCAAAUUACUAG
Molecule: messenger RNA, 1272 nt
Organism: Beta vulgaris subsp. vulgaris (sugar beet)
Lineage: Eukaryota; Viridiplantae; Streptophyta; Magnoliopsida; Caryophyllales; Amaranthaceae
Exons: 1
Coding region: 1-1272 (423 amino acids)
Biological process (GO): proteolysis
Molecular function (GO): aspartic-type endopeptidase activity; nucleic acid binding; zinc ion binding
Source: RefSeq, a predicted model, not a curated record